Molecule: messenger RNA, 2927 nt
Organism: Carica papaya (papaya)
Lineage: Eukaryota; Viridiplantae; Streptophyta; Magnoliopsida; Brassicales; Caricaceae
Gene: MOS7
Product: nuclear pore complex protein-like protein
Biological process (GO): mRNA export from nucleus; ribosomal large subunit export from nucleus; ribosomal small subunit export from nucleus
Cellular component (GO): nuclear pore
Molecular function (GO): protein binding; structural constituent of nuclear pore
Source: RefSeq, a predicted model, not a curated record
UUCUUCGAACAAGACCAUCUCGUCCCGCUCUCUCUUUCAGACUGCAGUGAGAGAGAAGGGAGUGAAAUUGAAAAAGAAUGAGACUUAAUUUCGAGUUACCGGUGUCGAAGUCGGAGGAGAGCCGAUCCCUGACGCCGAAAGAGGAAGUCCAGUGGGUCGCGCUCAAGGACCACCCAGUCUUCUGCCCCGAUGCCUCAUCUUCCUUUCCUCCUGUGGCCGCCAACAAAAAUGGCAUCCUCUCGCGCUUCCCCAGGAACCUAAUUGCGUGGGACGGAGCGUCUAGACUCUACUUCUGGGACUCUGCUAGGAAGUGCCUCCACCGCAUAUCUCUUCGAUUAGGUGAACCCGAGCCUACUUCGGUCCUCGCCGCCUUCCCUUCUAAGGUAAUGCAAGCAGAUGUGGAGCUGGAUUUCGCGGUGGAGAAAAUCUCCAUUAAUAGAGAUGGAUCCGCCUUACUCCUUGCUGGUUCAAGUGGUUUAUCUGUCAUGUAUCUCUAUGGACGCACUUCCAGGAAGGACAACAACAUUAUUUGCAGGACUGUUAAAGUUGGUGCACAAUUCUAUUUCGACAGCAGCAAUAUGAUACGCAUGCUACAAGUUUCAUGGCAUCCUUACAGCAAUACCCAUCUAGGAAUUAUUUCUUCUGAUUCUGUUUUCAGACUUUUUGAUCUAUCUUCAGAUCUUGUGCAACCAGAGCAAGAAUAUUUUCUUCAGCCUCUUGAACCGGGAAGAUCUAGAAGUGCUGCAUCAAUCUGCCCUGUUGAUUUUUGUUUUGGGGGAUACCACUUGUGGGACAGGUUCAGUGUCUUUAUAUUAUUCAGUGACGGUUCAAUUUACAUAAUUUGCCCAGUGGUUCCAUUUGGAAGUGCUUACAAAUGGGAAUCAAUUCUGGAGAUUUAUAAUGAUGCUCAAGUGUUCGGGGUGAAAUCAGCCAAUUCAACAGCUGUUCGUAAUUCUAAUAUUGCAAUCUCUUGGUUGGAAGCGACAUUUCCGGAGUUAGCUCAACGAGAAAUGGAUGAUGGGAAUCUACCUAUGCUAAAAGCUCAUCCUCAUACCUUAUUUGAUGCAUCACUGGCUCUGCAGGGUCCUCUACGUAAAGUAUGUAUUAGCAAAGAGGAUGAGGCUUUAGCAGUUCAGGGAGCAGAGUGUGAAGGUCAUGCAGUCAGUCUUCUUUAUAAUUUGGUCAGCAAGGAUUCAAUUUUGGUGACUGCCUGGAGUGGUGGGCAAUUGCAAAUAGAUGCCCUAGCUGAUGAAAUCCAGCCAGUAUGGAUAUUCGGAAGUCCACCUCGUCUUCGUGUGGAUGCGCAUGGCCAUAUUCUUGGUCUUGCCAUGAUUUGUGAAUCAAUUUCGGGUGAACUUUCUGUUGUGAAACUUGAUCAACCACUUGACCAUACAGUCUGGUUGGGGCAUCCACCACCAUUGUUGAGACUGGCUAUAGUGGAUUUAGCCUUUCCUAAACAAACUGAAGGUGGUUCCACAAUUACAAUGUUUGUUGAUUCGCUGAUGCCAGAAAGAAUUUAUUUCCUUCAUGAUGGUGGAAUUGAUUCCAUAGUAUUGCAUUUUCUCCCUUUUUCAAGCCAGACCAGUGGAAAGGAUGAGAGUAUCAAAGUUCCCACUGUGCAUCCUGUUGUAAGUACAUGCCAAGGAGAAGCCUCCUCAUCACCUCUAGUCGGCUUCAUUUCCUUGUCCGACUCAUUUGGUUUCUCAUGGAUUGUGGGAGUCACCUGUACCAGAGAAUUCAUUGUGUUAGAGAUGAAAAUGUGGGAUCUAUUGGUUUCUGUUCAUGUCGAUUCAGAGAAGAAAGCUAACAGGGAGGAGCAGAAAGAGAUUGAUACCCCAGAUAUCAUAAGCAAAGAACUCCUUAGUGGUCCAAAGGUGGUCCUUGUUCCUCAGGCUUCACCAAAUCUACGUUCCGUUUCUGCUGAUUCUAUUGAAGGUCGAUCAACUCUUCAUCAGUACUUCAAGCUUUUCCAUGAAAAUUAUGUUGAAUAUGCACAUAAGGUGUAUUUUGAGCUCAAACAUCAUGGCCCUCAUAUAAAGAGAGUCAUUGAUGACCAACAUGCCCGUUUGGCUGAGGCACAACAGAAGAUGUUGAAAGUGGAGGAAAAGCAAUCACUAAUAAAGGAGAGAAUUGACCACGCAUUCCAGCAACACAAUGUUUUGGAACAGCGCUUGCAACAUCUUAGGAGCUUACCUGGGGCACAUAAGAAACCAUUGUCUAAAGCAGAGAAAGAAUUGAAGUCUGGGCUUGAUCGAUUUACAGGAGUUGAGUUGGAUGCAAUGCGUUAUUCUAUUGAAGCUUUAAGAGCGAGACUGAGAAGACACACUCAAUCUCCAAAAGGCACUGUAGGGAACCAGCAAAGGCAAAUACCAAAGCAGAGUUACAUCCAAGACAGUCGAAUCACCCAGCUGAAGUCAUCACUUGCUAAACUUUCUAUUGUCAAUAGUGAGAAUUCAAAGAAGGUUAAGCUUCUGGAAUCUGUCCUGAAAAACUGUGAAAGCAGCAAAAUCUGAAUGGAUUUGUUUUCUUCUGUAACUUUGACUCAUCGGACCGAGGUUCAGUAAUAGAGUCAAGUUGAGAGAUUCUUAGAUUACUCUUAUUUUUCUGAUUUUGCACGUUAGAUUAGCUGGUGAUGGUCCAAGAAGGCCUUCCUUAUUUGUAGAUGGUUGACAAGGAUGCACAAAGUGAUGCAUCCAGUGGCAUAUGGUUCAAAUUCCUUGCGCCAAUAACCUGCUGUUAUGUUUGCGGGCAACUGAUGUCUCAAAUAGGUACUAGUGUUUGGAUGAACGUGAUAGGAAAUGUAUUCUUGCUGAUAUAAAGACUAUAUGAAAAAUUACCUUGUAUGUAUAGGACUCCUAACAUUGGCACAGAGAGAUUGUUGUUCUAUUGCUAGGCAAAUGGCUUUUAUAUCACUUUUGUUUAUGAUA